Messenger RNA from Talaromyces amestolkiae, 2481 nucleotides. RefSeq lists its product as uncharacterized. NCBI's taxonomy places the organism in Eukaryota, Fungi, Ascomycota, Eurotiomycetes, Eurotiales, Trichocomaceae. Bases 1 to 2481 code for a protein of 826 amino acids. The record is from RefSeq and is a predicted model, not a curated record. The transcript has 3 exons. Gene Ontology annotation, biological process: protein ubiquitination. Gene Ontology annotation, molecular function: ubiquitin protein ligase activity; zinc ion binding.
AUGGGACAGACAUCGUCCACGCAGCGAGAUCAACGGCCAGAACACCCCUCACGAGCUUCUCUUUCCUCCCCCCAUCACAGCAAUGGCCACAGCGGUACUCUGAACGCUCAAGAGAUGUCGGAUCGAUCGGUGGGCGGCCAGCCCCCUCACGAUGAGGGGUUUGCGUCGAACUCAAACAACAUUUUCAACCUGAUAACAGAUCCAUCGUCAUCAAAUACACCUAAUCCAGGUUUCAACGACACCACGAUGUCAAACAGUACCUCCAGCUUCUCACAUGACCUUCGAACGCUCCCCGAACCCGUCCAACAGGCACCUCCCCGCAGCACUUCAGCAGCUUCGCGUCUCUUAUCAAGAAGACAGUCUACGAUGUCUAGGCUAGGAACACGCAUUCUCCCGAACUCUGUCAUACGAGGUCUACUCAAUAGUGAGGAAGAAACUGCAGCAGAGGGACUUGCACAUCGAAAUGGUCGGAUUAUGAGACCUGUUCCCAGAACUGAGGUUAUCCACAAUCCCAGUCGGUUUUCACCGUUCAACGCUCUAGGAUCCCGUGGUAUUAGCCGACGGCGCUCAAUACGCGGGCCCUAUCCUCUCCCACGAGGUGAUUCAGCCCUGAUUCCCGAUUCGCCUCCUAAUCCAACCUACGUCAACCCAGCCGUCAGUAACGUCGCUGCUUCAGAGAGAGGGUGGCGUCGUAGCCCACGUCUGAGUCGAGUUCGAAAUUCACUAUCCACACCCAUUUCUCACAUCUUCGGUGCAGCCCCGACCUUGCCAGACCCGGAGGAGACGAGAAUCCCACCACAACGGCCGUUACGUUCGAGCGUCACAGAGGGCAUGGAUCAGUUACUCCCCUCAAUGGACCCGAUGGACAUGGGUAUGGAUUUGGAUGUAACUCCUACGUCUGAUUCAGCGCAACACUCUGUGACUGAUUUACAACCACUCUCUUCGAUACCUCUUCCCAGAACGUCACAAGGUUCAGGGCCUGGUCCCAUUCGGCGUCUUCCCGGUAUUUUACGCACUCGCUCUUCGCGACUUCCGCGCCGAGAGGAGCAGACGCCACUCUCCCGCGUAUUACAAGUAGCCGCAGCUGCAAUCGCGGCCCAGCUCUCUGGAAACACGACCCCUACGCUUCCUAACAUUGAGUCACUUGGUAACGAAGGAUUUGACGCAUCGUUAGAGAGUCUUUUCCAGAGUUUACAACAAGCUACAUCAGCUCAAGACAAUCAGAUGGACUCUUCGGGAAAUCGCAACGCUUCCCAGCCGGGUGCUCCAACUCCUUUGAACUUCCUCCGAGUUUUCCGCUUCUCUAAUAGCGAUAGUCCAGCUGGUCGAAACGCAAGUCGUGGAAAUGAACAGAUGGACAUGGAGGAUGGUGGUGAGGAAAAUACAGAAGGUCGGACUGUCACCUUAGUUGUUGUAGGAGUCCGCUCUGUUCCGUCCAACGGACCACUCGGUAAUCCUCAAAAUGGCGGGGGCAUUGGUCUAGAUGCACUCCUCGGUCUGCCACAUCUUCCUCCGAUUAAUGGCAAUACUACCCAGGAAGGAGGUAAUCUCGGCAACCAUGCAUCUAGAGUACCAACCUCACAUUUCAAUAAUGGAGGCGUUAGCUCUUCUACGGACAAUUUGAACAGCGGACAUUCUCGUCCAUCAUCAGGCAUUUUCCGAAACCCGUUGGAACCAAUUUCUCCAGCGCUUCCAAGUGUGCUAGGGGACAGCCCUCCUGGACCAUAUCCUCCACCUUCCACUCCGGCUGAGGUACCUACUACAUUAUCUUCUGGAAACUCCACCCCCAACCGCAGGCCAUCAUCCGCAUCAGCCAUGUCUCCAAAUUUCUUACCUCAGGUCCAUGAAGAACCGCUACAAGAAUCUACUCAAUCCGAAUCGUAUCCUCCUACUGCUGGCAGUGGUGUACGACAGCGACGCCGCAGUGACUCAGAGUUUGCUCGCCAUCGUCAGUUCGGUUCAGGAUCAUCCAGGCGUCAUGGUGUCGUGGAACCUGAUCAGCCCACACCAUCUGGAGGCCGUACCUGGGUCAUUUACGUUGUUGGUACCAAUCUCUCGGAGAAUCACCCAGCUUUUGCGACUCCGAGCUUGUUCACUGAUAACCCGACUUAUGAAGACAUGAUUCUUCUCUCAUCCCUUCUUGGUCCCGCGAAACCCCCUGUAGCUACGCAGGCAGAUGUCACCUCAGCAGGUGGACUCUUCCGCCUUGUUGAGUAUGCUGGAUUUCUAGUAGCAGAAGCUCUGGAAGGCGAACAGACAAUUAAUCUUGGCGAAACCGAGAGGUGUUUGAUAUGUCUCAGCGAUUAUGAGGCCGCAGAAGAAGUCCGGCAACUUACAAAGUGCAAGCACCUUUAUCACAAGGAGUGCAUAGACCAGUGGUUGACUACCGGACGAAAUUCUUGUCCUCUUUGCCGUGGUCAAGGAGUUACAGAGUCUUCUUCUAGCUCAAAUCCUGCGCCCCCUCAGGAAGCAUCUGCCUAA